UGUUGUGUCUGGACCAUCAACGAAUAUGACUUCAGAUCUCCCAGUUCUCCUCGCAGCUGUGUCGGUACUGUCUGCUCUCCACAUGGGUUUUCAGGCAAGACGUGUGGGCUGGUCGAGGAUGAAGUUUAAAAUUGUGCCCCCCAUUGUUACUGGACCACCUGAGUUUGAAAGGACAUUUCGAGCACACCAGAACAGUGUAGAGUUUUAUGCCAUUUUCGUGGUGCUAUUGUGGAUAUCUGGCAUAUUCUUCAAUGAAGUGCUUGCGGCUCUUGGAGGGCUUGUGUAUAUUGUGGGCAGAGAGAUGUACUUUACCGGCUACAUCAGUGAAUCCAAAAGAAGGUUGCCAGGGUUUUACUUGGUGUUGUUUGUCCUGCUAUUCCUAGCUGUGACGGCUGCCAUUGGAAUCUUCCAAGCGUUUUUGGACAAAUAUCUCUGAGGAUUUAAUUCCUGUUAUCUAUUGCUAUCUCAAGUUAUCAAACACAUAGAUCCCUGCUGAAAAAUCCUGCUUGAACCAGCCUAGGAUGGUUGGCUGGUUUUAGCUGGUCGACCAGCCUGGUUUUAGAGGGGUUUUGGCCACUUCCAGGCUGGUUUCCUUCCAUUUCCAGCCUAGUCUUAGCUGGUCAGGCUGGAAAGUAACCAGCUAAAACCAGCUUGACCAGCCUGGUUUAAAACUGGACAUAGCUGGUUUUGGCUGGGCUCCCAGUCUGGCUAGGCUGGUCAAGCUGGUUUUAGCUGGUCAUCUCCCAGUUUAGUUUGUCAUUCAUGUAAUUAUCAAGGUCAUUACCUCAUGUAGCAGAUAUUAACUAUCAUCAAUUAUUUAACUUGCAGCAAUACCAAUGUAGGAGGCAAUGUCAUUCUAAGGUGAAUAAAGUGAAAUUACAAAUAAAAA
Molecule: messenger RNA, 889 nt
Organism: Danio rerio (zebrafish)
Lineage: Eukaryota; Metazoa; Chordata; Actinopteri; Cypriniformes; Danionidae
Gene: mgst2
Product: microsomal glutathione S-transferase 2
Biological process (GO): cellular oxidant detoxification; leukotriene metabolic process
Cellular component (GO): membrane; endoplasmic reticulum membrane
Molecular function (GO): enzyme activator activity
Source: RefSeq, marked validated